Messenger RNA from Suhomyces tanzawaensis NRRL Y-17324, 1590 nucleotides. RefSeq lists its product as uncharacterized. The coding region runs from base 39 to 1541 and encodes 500 amino acids. The record is from RefSeq and is a predicted model, not a curated record. The transcript has a single exon. Lineage: Eukaryota; Fungi; Ascomycota; Pichiomycetes; Serinales; Debaryomycetaceae. Gene Ontology annotation, molecular function: protein binding.
GUUGAGGAGAGUUUGCAGAGGAGGAAAGGUCCCCCACAAUGGAGAAGCAGAACCCACUACUUCCCUUUGCAUUUUCGGGGUUGUCUUAUGAAGACAAUUUGCCCUUGAAUACUUCCCCCCGAGACCGUAAAACGAUUGAUCAAAAUGCCAGCAGCCAGUAUCAUACCAGAACCUCCCAAGUCAGAAAACGACCAGUGUUGAAUUUCACACCCACACUUAAGCGUAAGAUGGGCGAGAGUUUCAAUGAGAAAGACGAUGUCAAAAGAAGAGAUAUGGAUUUUGGUAGCGAUCCAACCAUCAUUGACGAAGACCAAAUGGAUGAUGACGAGAAAAACUUUUCCAACACUAAUGACGGAAAGUAUGGAAACAUGCUUCCCCCAAGCAGUCCUCCAUUGGAAGAAAGUUUGAUGUCAGAAUUUGAUUUUACCACGGAUCCUAGUCAAGCUUAUGGCCUUCCAGACUCUCCCAAACCUUUGAACCAUCCCCAUCCAGAUCUCAAUCAAGGGGAAGAUUUUUCCGAUUUUCCCAGUGAGGUGGAUUUUCUUAAGCCAGAAAAUCGCCAGCCCAGCCUUUCUCAAACUUAUUCUCCGCAAAAAGGUAUAUCAAAACAUUUUAGUUCUGAUGCUGACUUUGGAAUCGAUCACUUUAAUAGAUUCAAAAACCCCAGUGCUAAUGGACUUCCUUCGUCUGAUGUGGACCGAGGGUUUGAGGAGCUCAAAAUUUCUUCGUUCAAUAAGGCCAGGGACUAUAUUAUUGAGGCUUUCGAAGAAAUAAGAACCACGAUUAAUUUGGAAAACAUGGAUUUGUAUGAUGUUCCCGAUGAAAUCAAGGAUUUGAACAACUUGGUCAUCUUCGACUAUGAUGAACCAGUUUCAUACCAGUUGUACUUAACUGGAAACAAAUUACGAGAGUUGCCUCCUUCACUAUUCAAAUUUACCAAAUUAAAUGUGUUAGGAUUGAGGCUGAAUAAACUUGUGAAAAUCCCACCUUCAAUCGGUAGACUUGUCAACUUGGUGGAUUUAUCGUUGGCUUCUAAUAGAUUAGAGUUCUUACCCUACCAAAUCUUGAAUUUACCCAAAUUGCAAACCUUUCGAGCCGGUCCAAACCCAUAUUUACCAAUACCCGAUGACGCCAUAGCAGUAUCAACUUCAACAUUUAAUCAAGAGAAACAGAAAGUUUAUGUGUCGCAAAUGAAAUAUCUUGCUCCAGAAGCGAAACAAAGCACUUUAGUUCCAUCUUUGAAAAGCUUCUGUUUGAACCAAGUGGCAAAGUAUGACGUGUCGUAUCAAGAGACCAAGACUUGGAAAAAGAACACCCCCAAGUUAUACCACAAUUUGAUCAUCCAGGCGAUUACCAAAGGUAAGUAUGACGAAACAUGUUGCGAGUGUGACAUCUAUGUGGUGGAACCAUUCGCGGAAGUGAUUGAGUGGUGGAAUUUCUUGAAGAACAAAAACGUACCUUUCAAACGGCAGUUUUGCAGUGGUGGCUGUGUCAAGAACUAUCAAUCGAGAUUUAUUAAUGAGUUGAACGAAUUUGCAUAGGUGUAAGGACCAUGAUUUUUAUCGCAUAUAACAAAUAUAUAUUCCAAAC